GAAACAAGACGAAAACCCAAACCAAUAAUUGGAAAUAACUCAAAAAAAUACGCAUAAAAAACAGCAACAAAAGAAAAUGUAUACUUGAACUGAAGGUGCGAACAAAUGUUUUGGAAAUGUGUGAACAACCUGGGCCAAGGAGCUGCAAUAGCCACAGUCACAGUCAAAGUUAUAAUAGCCAUAACGAACAGACAGCUCUAAACAAUUAUGAAAUUAAUAGUCUCUUAAUUGGCCGCGAUUAUUGAAAACAAAAAACAAAUAUCGGCAGCACAUUGAACCAGCCGCCGAAUUGUGAACAGCAUUGAACUCGGUGAAAGCAAAGAAAAUACCGUGAAAAGUGAAAAGUGUGUGAGUGUGGGACAAACUUAGCAAAGAGUUUGGCAAAUCAAUUCGAUUCGCUUUGAUUCGACCUUCAGCAACAGCAACAGUUCAUUGGCUGGCCAUGAAGCACGAGAAGAGUCUAGCGUUGACCGCUGCCUCCAAGCAGCGACAACAACAGCAACCACACUUGUCCGAUGCCUCCAAUCCACGCAGUCCCAUCACCAAGGCCUUUGACUUCCUCCCCUGGCCACGCAGUCGGAGCAAAGCAACAUCUGCUGCCGCCGCAGCGAUUGCAACUUCAACAGCAGCGUGCAGCAAACUGGGUGAACAAACACAAGCGAUGGGCGACAAGCCAGCCGAGGUGCACUAUCACAGGAAUAUCUUUCGCAGCGGUGGUGGCUUAAUACGCGACAUUCUCGUCGGGGACAAGGACAAACCUCAUAAGGAGAAGCCACCGCAAUCGCCGCUCUCGGUGGCGAAGAAGGCGCAACGCAAACAGAAGCAGCUGGCACGCAACAAAAGUCUCGACAUACGCGAGUUAAUUGGCUGCGUAGAAAAUGAAAACGAACUGGCGCCUCGAGCUUUGGUGCAAUCCUCGUUGGCAGCGCAGCGUUUCCUCGAUGACACCUACAUCGACAGUAAGCCGCGUCACAUACUCUUCAACGACGACGAGAACACGGUGUAUCUCAUCAAGAAGGAGCAGCCGGUGGCAGCAAGCAAAGCGCAGCAUAAGCCGCAGCAGCCCACGAGCAAUGGCAAUGGCAACAGCAAUGGUAACGGCGAUGUGCUGAAGGCGCGUCUCAAGUUCAAGCGGUUGCCCAGCAACCACUACGCCGCCUCGCCGGAGGCGUUGCGUCGUGCACAGCAGCUGUAUCAACGCUCCGAGCAGCGACACAUGUUGCAGCGUCGCAAGAGUCUCAGUGAUGGUUGCUCGCAUUACGAACAGCAGAGUAGCUCGAGUCUGAGCAGCGGGGGCAGCAAUUCGGCUGGAGGCAUUAUGCUGGAGCGGCCCAAGACGGAUAAGCCGCGUAAGAAGCUCUCUUUUAGGGAGCCCAUCGAGGCGGGUCUCUCACCCGUUGUCGUGCUGCUCGCCGAGCAGCAGCAGCGCAGAGCAGGACAACGACAACAGCAACAACAACACCAGCAACAACAACAAGAACGUCAGCGACGUCGCAGUUCGCCAUUGGAGCGCACAUCGAUGGGGCACUGUGGGUCGGACUGUGAUAAUUUAUGCAAUAAUCGCACAAAGGAUGCAAUUUCCUGCGCCGGCAAUGCGGCAAGUGAUCCCGAGUCUCAGGCCAUGCGCAUUGUGCGCACCGUCGGACAAGCCUUUGAAGUGUGCCACAAAUUUAAUCUUCAUAAGAAUUCCCUGGAGCCCAAUGACGAACGCUCCGAUGUCUCAUCGUCGGAGCUGCUCGAUGUGGAGCAAAUAAGCGAGCAGCAGCUCAGCGAUGAUGGCGGACUCUGUGUCCUCGCCAGCGAUACGCCAAAGAAAGAUCACUUGGCCAUAACGCCCGAUUUGAACCACACGCAACCACAGAGGCCAAACCACUUGGAGCUGCUGCCAACACAGUCGAGUCUACGCAAAUCGCCCAACUUGCUGUGCGAUGUGGAGGACAAAUCACCAGGAUCGCCGUCAUCACCGCGCACUGAGAUUACACAGCUGAAGGAUCAGCUGGAAGCACAGGCACAGCAGACGCGUCAGGCAUUGGGACAAUUGAUGCUAGUGCGUGAGCAGCUCAUCUCGGAGACAAAUGCGCGCAUCGAGGCGCAGGCGCGCACUCAACAGCUGCUGCAACAAAAUCGAGAGUUACUCGAACAUCUCGCCUCCUUGGGAGCCUACAACGAGCAACAGAGCGCCGGGCUGACCUCGGCGAACAUUGGAAUGGCACCACAGCAGCAACAAUCGCAGCUGCAAUUGCUGUUGCAAGCGACCAGCAACAACAACAAUUUGGCCACCAUCAAUCAGCAGAUCAACAAUCUGGGCAACAUCAAUCAGCAGCUGACCUCACUAAGCCAUCAGCUCAGCGGUCUCAAUCAGCAGAGCCAGAAUCUCCAGAAUCUGCAGAGUCUGCAACAGCAACAGCAACAACAACCGUCUUCCUCGGCAACUUCCUCGCAGCAAUUGACGCCGCCAACACCGCCUGUAGGCGCUAGCGGUGGCAGUGUUUUUCCCUCUAUGAGCCAACUGCAUGGCAUCAGCAGCCAGUUACAACAACAGCAACAACAACAGCAUCAGGAUGCGCUCUCCAAGGAUCUGUUUCAGGUCAAUCAGGAGCUGCUGAAUCGCUUGCAGGCGCUGAAUCUUAAUGCGAAUGCAACGCAGACACAGCAAGCGCAGCAGCAGACACAGCAAACGCCGACGGCAUCGCCGCACAACUCGUACUUCUUUGUCAAUCCGUUGUCCUGCACACCAGCCACGCCCUCAGCCCUGAGCAAUAACAACAACAACAACAACAAUGGCGCAGCAAAUGCAUUCAACUUCCUGACAUCACCAGGUGGACUCAAUGCGGGAACUUUAACGCCAUCGCCGCUGGGUACGCUGAAUCGCAACUCGUUCACGGGCAGCACUUCGCUCAACGAGGACCUGCGUCUGAGCAUCGAGCAGAACCUCAACAAUCUGGAGGAACAACUCAAGGUGGCCGUCUCCAAUGGCAAUCUCGCUGGCUUGGCCUGCGGCGGCGGUUCAACUGGCACUCGCGACACGAGUCGCAGCUCCUCGACGCUGGACUCGCCUUCGUCGCCCCGGCAACGCAGCAGCAAUAACAAUCUGAGUCCGGGCAGCAGCAGCCACAGCAAUAGCACCAGCAACAACAACAACAACGGCAACGGAAACGGUAGUAAUAAUAAUAAUAAUGCGAGGGAAACACGCUUCAAUACCGUGCUGUUGCGGGUCACCGAUGAGGCGGGUCACCAGCGUAAGCUGUCGGCCACGCCCAGUUUUAUCACUCGCAGUACCAGCGAGAAGGUGCCAAACCGCAGCCAAAUGAUGAGCCAAGUGCAGCGAACAGCCUGGGCCAGGCAUACCACAAAGUGAGGAGUGAGCGAUGGAUGGAUCAGCUAUUGAAUUAUGAAUUAUGAAUAGUAGUCCAGUUAAGCUAAGUUGCGAGUGUGUGAAUGAAUGUGACUAUGAAUGAGAAUUUGAGUGCGUCAGAGUAUGAGUAACAGUAUUAAAUAAUAGCGCAAAUUUCGUUAUACUCGUAGUUUGCAUUUUAAGUUUGUCGGCAGAACUUCUCUAGUCAUGCGAAAGUAUUUUUCAAAAACAUUAUCUACAGGAUACAAACUGCAGCAUAUCACAAAAUACUAUAAUUAACAUAAAAUUCUAGGAUUCAAGAAAAAAUAUAAAAAAAAAUUAAAUAAUUAUAUGGAAAAAAAGUAUUUUCUCUCCCCUAUUAAAGUGUCAAAAAAUGUGUAGUUAAUAAGUUCUCCCCUAAAAACUAUAUUUACGAAUAUUAUAGUUUAAAGAAAAAAAAACUAUUUUGUAAUUCGUUGUUAUUUAAUGUAAUA
Drosophila sulfurigaster albostrigata is the source of this 3828-nucleotide messenger RNA. Its product is annotated as capon-like protein. The record is from RefSeq and is a predicted model, not a curated record. Gene Ontology annotation, molecular function: nitric-oxide synthase binding. NCBI's taxonomy places the organism in Eukaryota, Metazoa, Arthropoda, Insecta, Diptera, Drosophilidae. The coding region runs from base 443 to 3358 and encodes 971 amino acids. The transcript is spliced from 6 exons.